AUGCCUAGGGGCAACAAGAGCAAGGGCCGCUCCAGGGCCAAAAGGCAGCAGACACGAGGUGGAGAAAGCCAGAUUCUCCAGGGUGCUCAGCCCACUGUGAAGGAGGAGGAAACAGCACCCCCCUCUCUUGUCCAGGGUGAUGCCCCCAGUUCCCCUGGAGUUGACACUCCUCAGGAGUCCCAGGAGCCUGCAUCCUAUGGCUCUCCUGAGUUAGAUGUGCCCUGCUCAGUUUAUGAUGUAGAUGCUGAAGGUUCUGUUGCAGAUGCUGAGGACAGAAGUGCACAUUUCUCCAAGAUAGCAGCUGCCAUUCAAUCUGCACGCAGAGAUCCUCUGACCAGGAAGGCCAAUGUGUUGAUAGAGUUCAUGAUGGAGAAAUUUAAGGUGAAAGAGCCUUUCACACAGGCAGACAUGCUGAGAGUUAUUAACAAGAAGUACAAGGUGCACUUCACUGAAAUCCUCAGGAGAAUCUCUGUGCGAUUGGAAUUGGUCUUUGGCCUUGAGUUGAAGGUAGUUGAUCCCAGUUCUCAAUCCUAUAUGCUGGGCAAGCUGGGCCUCUCCACUGAGGGAAGUCUGAGUGGCAGUAGUGGGUUACCCAAGACAGGGCUUCUGAUGACGCUCCUGGGUGUAAUCUUCAUGAAGGGGAACCAUGCCACUGAGGAAGAGGUCUGGGAAUUCCUAAAAGUAGUGGGGAUAUAUCCUGGGAAGAGUCAUGUAAUCUUUGGAGAGCCCCAGGAAUUUAUAACCAAAGAUUUGGUGGAGGAAAAUUAUGUAGUAUACCAACAGGUUCCUGGCAGUGAACCCCCAAGCUAUGAGUUCCGGUGGGGUCCCAGAGCCUAUGCUGAAACCACCAAAAUGAAGGUCCUGGAAGUUAUAGCUAAGAUCAAUAAUACUUCCCCUAGUUUCUUCACUAGUAUGUAUGAGGAGGCUAUGAUUGAUGAGGCUAAUAGAGCAGCAAGAAGAGUUACAGCUGUUCCUGGCAAUGUUGUGGAUAUGAGGGACGUCAGGGCUCAUCGCAGAGUCCAUAGCACCUCUUCUAAGUAG
This is a messenger RNA of Rattus rattus (black rat), 1041 nucleotides long. RefSeq names its product melanoma-associated antigen B4-like. Lineage: Eukaryota; Metazoa; Chordata; Mammalia; Rodentia; Muridae. Bases 1 to 1041 code for a protein of 346 amino acids. Gene Ontology annotation, biological process: negative regulation of transcription by RNA polymerase II. Gene Ontology annotation, cellular component: nucleus. The transcript has 2 exons. The record is from RefSeq and is a predicted model, not a curated record.